GCUCUUGUUUGAAUUAAGAACUUGAAAAACAUAAGUUUUAGUGUGUGGUGUAAAGUUAACCGAUACAGAGUUGUUGAAUUAAAAUCCUCUUAUAAUUGAAAUAGCUUCCUUUGAAACUGAAAGUAGAAAAUCUGUGAAAGGUUGAUGGAGAUGUUCUUCUGUAGCAGCCAUUUUCCUCAACCUUCUCAAAACCCUUCUAAUUUGCUCCUUCUUUCAGGUCCUCCUUCUUCUGGGAAAACUUCUCUGCUCUUUCAAUUUGCAUUCAAUGUAGCACUUCACUCCCACAACGUCAUCUUCAUUUCCAACCGCCAAAGAUUCGAUUCCAAACCCCCUUUUCUUUCGCAGGGAAUUGAUCCAUCUUCUCAUGUCUUCCACCGUAUACAAAUGAAGUACGUGAAUGAUGAUGAAGACAUCAAGAAGUACUUUGCUGCCUUCCACCUGUAUGAUACAUUGCCUGCAGCAGUUCUUAUUGAUGAUUUUGGUGAUUUCUUUGACGACAAGAUCUGCCAACAACGAUAUUGUAAUCCCCGCGGACGAGACAUGGCCAUGGUCAAGACUCUAGCCUUAUGCCACAAUGCAAUUACUUUCGCAAAUCAAAAAGGGUCUUGCAAGGUUGUGUUGUCGGAUACUCAUACUCACCAGAGAGACUCUCCAAGGUUUCAUUUCAUCUAUAAGAAAUGGAUACAAACCACUUUUACUAUUCAAGAAGGGGAUGUGUCUGGAUCAUUUAUUCUGAAAGAUAAGAGUCAUUCACCAACCGAUCACAACACAGCUGUGAUCAAAGCUGCAAAGUACUCCAUUGCUCUUCAAUAUCUGGUUUUUGAAGGAGUUGUUGAAGAUGAAGUACAAUAGAUAAGUUACCUUUCCCCCACUUGGAACCGAUUGAUACAUGUAACCGUGUUGUAUAUUCUCUUGGAACAUUUAACAGUGAUAAUCAACAAUAAACUGAACUUCGGAGCCUGCAUCUUCAUCACCAGUGUCAAAUCUUGGGUUCUGUUGCAUCGGUUAAUUAUGAAGAUCAGAAAACCCUGGCUAGGUAUCGUUGCUGCAAGUGUUUACUAUUUCAAUACAUUAAACAAAAAUGAUUUGUGGACACUAAAAUCUAUUUGAUAUCCAGAAAGAUGAAAUAUUAGAAAGAAAAGUGGAGGAAUGAUAGGUGAUAUGUUGUAUGUCACAGGAAAAAAUGAAAAAUAUUAAGUGUUUAGAAUGAAAAAAAUGUUCGUGCUGUUA
Molecule: messenger RNA, 1230 nt
Organism: Vigna unguiculata (cowpea)
Lineage: Eukaryota; Viridiplantae; Streptophyta; Magnoliopsida; Fabales; Fabaceae
Product: tRNA dimethylallyltransferase
Biological process (GO): double-strand break repair via homologous recombination
Cellular component (GO): Shu complex
Molecular function (GO): single-stranded DNA binding
Source: RefSeq, a predicted model, not a curated record